Messenger RNA from Echinostoma caproni, 1008 nucleotides. The record is from the annotation of a GenBank genome assembly. Lineage: Eukaryota; Metazoa; Platyhelminthes; Trematoda; Plagiorchiida; Echinostomatidae.
AUGCAGAAUCUUCUGAUUCGGCUUCAAGGAAUGAAUCUCUAUCCAUCAGUGGCUCCGAUUCGGUUUUUCUCCGCCCCGGGUGCUGAAGAAGAGGAAGCGGUUCCAGAAGAUAUGGAGACGGAAGAACUAUUUCAAGCGCUGGCCACAAAGAAGAUGCCUGGACCGCGUUGUCGUUGGCAAAGAAGUCGUUGGCAGAGGUUUUGUCCAGUCGCAUUGUAUCAAGGCAUUCUGGCCUACGGAAGGCCAGAAUUGACAGUGGGAUUUUUAGGUCACAUCUUUUGUCUGUCCAAACCGGAAUAUCUGACCGACUUUGUGCGCAAUCCGAGACCGUAUUUGCUCCCACCGCAACCACGACCACCGUUCCGUGUGGUCAUCGUCGGUCCAACAUCUAGUGGCAAGAGCACGAUCGUGCGACUUUUGGCCGAACAAUAUAGGGCACGCGUCAUAGAUCUGGUCGGUAUGCUACAAGAAGAGCAUGACGCUGUAUUGACCAAAAGACUGGCCGAUGUGGAAGCAGAAACCGAGGUAGCCGUGAUUGCCGAGGUGAAGGAACGUCAUGAACAGGAAAUGUUAACACUACGUGAAAAUAAACUGACACAAAAUGCCACAGACAAUAUUUCCGGUGUAAUUGCUCAGGAGCUGGAACAAGAAGCAAUGGACACCGUUGCACAGGAACUGACCGAUGACACUCAAGAAUCAAAUCUGCUUAUUCCCGUCGACAAAAAUCAUCCGGAAGUUAAAACUCGCGUACGUGAAGCACUGAAUAAAGCGAAACAACUGCCCGUUGAAUUAGAUGUAAACAUCUAUGUGGAUGCAUUGCGAGCUGCGGUCGAGGAAGCGGAGGAGCAAUUACUCAUGGCAAUCCGUAGCCAGAUAGGCAUCAUGAGAUGUUCCGCUACAUGUCCAUUGCAAGAUCACUUUCUCCAUGCCGGUCUUGAUGGCGUUGGAUCACGUUUGCGUUUUUUCACCCGAGUAGCAGUACCAGCCCGUGGAGACAGUGUCGGGUAA